Molecule: messenger RNA, 3800 nt
Organism: Stomoxys calcitrans (stable fly)
Lineage: Eukaryota; Metazoa; Arthropoda; Insecta; Diptera; Muscidae
Product: peptidoglycan-recognition protein LC
Exons: 5
Coding region: 927-2924 (665 amino acids)
Biological process (GO): peptidoglycan catabolic process
Molecular function (GO): N-acetylmuramoyl-L-alanine amidase activity; zinc ion binding
Source: RefSeq, a predicted model, not a curated record
GUCAAUCCAAGAGAGGUUUUGCACACAGAAACGAAAGAGAGUGACACCCGAUCUCUUUGACUAGCAACAAUGUUCGUUUAGCUGAGUUGGGUGAAUCACAUUCCCCGCAGAGAGCACAAAAUUCAAAUCCAAAUGCCGUUGAUGGGAGUUUAGUUGGUCGGGAUCUUUUGAACGUAUCGUUUUGAUUGCUGGCAGUUACGGAAACUUGAAUAUGUUGCGCCGCAUUCGGCUUGUUUACAUUAAAAAAACACACACUGUGCGCGCGUCAUACGUCAUCUACUAGUAAACAACACACAUACAUAUAAAGAAAAGCUUGUGUCAACCUGUAUCGGUUUGUACAAUGUGCAGUGGAAAAUAAAACACCAAUUAAAAAUAGUUUCAAAUGAAGUGAUUAAGCACAAAAAAGAAAUUCCUAGUAAGUCUGUUGAUGAUUGAAAAUCCAUACUACGAGUAUGGACGACAGUAAGCGAAGCUAAGCGCAGCUUUACUAAAUUUCCGUCAGAAUAAAAUAGGCUAGAGCUUUUGCUCAAAAAAAAAAAAAAAAAACUGGUGCUGCUGCGUAAGAAGAGAAACCUCUACAACGGAGAAAAUAAUAAAAAGAAACCAGACAAAAGAGUAUUAAAUACGAAACAUCUAAUUUAUGUGAAUAAAUAAUUGUAUAAUAGAAAUUAUAAUAAUAAAAAUAACAAAUAUUUAUGCAAAUCCAAAUGCUUCAUACCCACAAACAUACAUACAGACAUAUGUAUGUGUGAACGCCAAAGCUUAUUUCAUUGAAAUUGUGAAUUAAUUAAAAGUGAAGACAACCGCACAGAGCCAAGAUGGAGUUUUAAUAUCUGCGAGAAUAUUUUCUAACGGAACGGCGUUACCUCUAAUCGCAAAGCAAUAUAUCUUGUGUCAAGGACAAUUUUGGCAGUUUUCGAGUUUCUAUGGAAAAAAUGCAUUUAAAUGUUCAUCACAUUCAACAACUACAAGAACAAACACAACAAAGUCAACAAAGAGAUUCACAAUAUGAUUUUAUACAAACUGAUGAUAAGACUUCAUCAUUAUCAUCUGACGAAAGCAACACCGAGAUAACGGCGACAAGCCACAAAUCUGACAUAGACAAUUUUGCGGGGUCUGAGGCGAGUUGUACUUCUUCCACAGACUCCGGUGUGCACGGCAGUGAUAACGAGAACCCAGCCACAACAGCUCCCCCAUCUCCCUUGCCACGGCCACAGCCAAAAAACAUCUCCCAUUCUUCCACAAAAGUAACUGUGAACCCAUUGUGGCAGCACCAACUCCAUUUAAAAACAAAGGGCAAACCAAGUGUUUCCGGAGAUAACAAAUCAAAAAACAAUAACAAACCAAAAGCCUGGAGCAAUUCUGACGCCAACGAGCGAGAACAUACGGGAAGGAGCUGCAAUAGACCUUUUGACAAUAAGUUUGCAAAAAUCGAGAAGCAUUUAAAAAGUGGUAGGGGCGACGAAAACAAUUCUAGAACUCCACAUACCUCCAACCGAAAUGCCAUUGAAAUUGAAAAUGUGAUAGCAAAUGGAUGUGCAGAAAUGAUGGAGGAGCAAAAAUCGGCGUUGGGGCCAAGGUUUAAUGACCCAUCACGCGCCCCGUCACCAGCUCCCUCGUCCAUAAUUUCGUCGUCAUCCGCCGACACUCUACCAAAUAAGCACCCGCCGUCCCAUCACCACUGCAAUCAGUCCCCUGCGAUGUCUAUACGCAGCAUCGAUUCAAGUAUCAUUGACUCCGAUAGCGAAUUGGAUGAAAACGGUGAAGCGGAGGGCGUGCACAAAAACUAUGUGAUAAAGAAACUUGGCACCCAAGUAUCCUACCCGCCAAAACACCCGGAUAUUCCUGUAAUCAACAGGGGGCUAACGGUCCUUAACCAAAAAAUAACGCCCAAUGUCAUUGGACCGCCACCACCUGCCCCGCUCGCCGUUCUCACAAAUUUGGGUGAUUCCUUAGGUUUGGCGCAUUCGUUAUCACAGGUUCCAAUCGUUCGGCCCCAAGUGGCCAUUAGCAGUUCCUCAGAUGUAACCAUUGGCGAUAAGCAUUUCUACGAGGGUCCUGUGACCAUACAACAGUUCCUCAUCGACAAUCGGAACAAGAGCAACGAGGGUGGCGGCAAAGACAACGUCGUAUUUGUGGAUGACGACGGUGUUACUCGUACAAAUGCCAAAGAUAUUAAUUCGACACCAGCAGCAUCCGAUGCUACGAACGUAAACUUUCUGAGGCGCAAAAAGCUCAUAAUCGCUGGUUCUUGUGCGGUGAUAGCACUUGUGGUGGUGGCCAUCAUUGCUGGGAUCGAGGCGUCAACCGACAACAAAAGUAAGAUUGCAUCCGGAAAUAGCGAAGAAUCGAGAAAGAAUAUUCCAAUCAAUUCAACCAUAGAUAUUCCGUGCAGCGAGGGUCAUUUAUGUCUAAUAAGCCGCGAGACCUGGGGACACCGUGAACAAAAAAAGAAAUUGGAUCCGCAAAACUUGCCAUUACAUCGCGUGGUAAUCGCUCACACAGCCUCUACGCCUUGUGAUUCCCUAGAGACUUGCAGCGAUCGAGUUCGCGAAAUUCAAAACUUCCACAUGGACUCCUUCAAAUGGGAUGACAUUGGCUAUAACUUUCUCAUAGGCAGUGAUGGGCGUGUCUAUAUGGGACGGGGUUGGGACGAUGUGGGUGCCGUUGUAAAGGGCUACAACUACGAUAGUGUUGGUAUUGCAUUUAUCGGAACAUUUGUAAAAGAUAAGCCCACAGAAGCGCAACUUAAUGCUUGCCGGCUGCUCUUAGACGAAGGCGUUCGUCUCAAGAAAUUGGUGCCUGAUUACAUCCUCAAUGGAGCCCGCCAACUAAGUGCCACUGAAAGUCCUGGAGAUGCUUUGUAUUAUAUAAUUCGAAAGUGGCCCAACUGGUCGGCAAACAUACAAAUCAAAAUCUCGUAGUUUCCUUUGUAUUAUAUUUCCUUGUAUUAGUGUUCAAACUAGGGUGAUCAAGAAACUGUAUUUUUCUUACAACUGGAUUUCAAAGUAUUCAGAAAAUGAGCUUUUUUAGAAACCCAGUGCAAGAUUUCGUCGUUUAAAGACCCGGUAUAAAUUCAAUUAAAUAAAGCCUUUAGAUAAAGGCAUAUUCCUAAUUAAUAAUUAACUAUCCAUAAGAUACAUUUUAAUAAAAUAUUCUCAAAAUGAAACAAUAUUGAUUACAUUUGUUUUUAAUACAAAAUGUUGAUGCAAUUUUCACUCAAGAAAAAUUUGGAUGAAAUUUUUUCCAAAGAACAAGUUGUAAUUUAAAUGCAAACUCAGUUGAAUUCUCUUUAAAAGCAAAUUGUAAUAAAAUUUGCUUAAAAUUUGAUUAGUUUAGAGAAUAAAAUUUUAGCGAAAUUUUUUCUAAAGUUAAAGAUAAAAUUUUAAUAAUUAAUUCAACUUGAAAUGGUCUUUAUUGCAAAAUUUUCCUAAAAAAAACUCUAUUUGAUGACUUUGGAGUUGCUAUUAAGAUAUUGUCUUUAGAGAUAUUUGUUAGGCGUAAAAAGUGAUAGUUAUUUCAACCAUCAGAAUUGGUUGGUACACACAAGAAGUCGGUAUUCUCGGCAAGAAACCGAUUUUUUAAGAAGAAGAAGAACAUUCAGAUUUGGUCGGCCUAGUUCAAACACACUUGAAGAAAACUGUUAAACUGUUGAACAAAUUGCAAUGAAUUGGGGGCAAAUAAAGUAGCCCUGUUUUAUUUUAGUACUGAAUGGCAUAUUAUAGUAAAUGGAAUUAUUUAUGAAGUUAUGUGCAAGAUCUUAAUAAAUUUUUUAUUGUAAAUGUUACAACUAUCUUCAA